Mesorhabditis spiculigera is the source of this 1299-nucleotide messenger RNA. The record is from the annotation of a GenBank genome assembly. NCBI's taxonomy places the organism in Eukaryota, Metazoa, Nematoda, Chromadorea, Rhabditida, Rhabditidae.
AUGAGGCCUGGAAAAGAUAAGACCCCGUGCAAAUCAGCAGCCCGUCUGAGUUUCCUGAUGCGCUUCAGAAUCACCUUCUUCCAUAGAAGAGCCAGAGUGGUGUACGCUGGAUUGCUGUCUUUGACGUUUCUAACACUUUUCUAUUUCGUCAUAACUGUCAAUCACUCUGGAAAUACUGAUCCAAUCUAUAUCUACACCGCAACAACGUAUUUUGGACAAAAUUUUAGCGAAUAUGACUUUCCGGAUCGAUGUCCUGAGCUCAAGCGCCCCUGCAUCAGAACUGACAAUCCCCAGAAAUAUUCAAAAGUCUCGGCCGUAAUAUUUCACAGUGUUGAUUUCAAAUGGACGAGCGAUCUACCCGGCCCGCGAAACCUAAACAUUCCAUUCAUCUUCUAUUCGCUCGAAAGCCCAUCAAAUGACGCGAUGCGCAUGCCAUACGCGUUCCUGAAUUGGACGAUGCACUACAAGCGAAAUUCCGACGUCUGGAACCCGUAUGGGCGCCUUGUGAGGCUUCGCUCUGUGGUUGACAUCUUUGGAAAAUGUGGGCAGUCCGUUCCUAAGCAAUGUGACGGUCUCGAAAAUCGCUAUUCUGAUUGUAUGAAAACUGUCACUAGUGUCUACAAAUUCUACAUAGCCUUCGAAAAUUCAAACUGCCCCGAUUACGUAACAGAAAAAUUCUUCGAGACCCUACAACGAGGUCUCAUUCCGAUUGUGGUAAAACGGCAGUAUUAUGAAGACCUCGGGAUACCAAGCGAUAUAUUUAUCGCUGUGGAUGACUUCAAGACCCCGGAAGAGCUGGUACGCUACGUCAAGCGAAUAGCCGCUGAUGAGCAGGCAUACAAUCGAUACUUUGAAUGGCGCAAUCGAUACAGGGUGGUAACCCAUUUGGAGCCGGACCCUGAAACUGGCUGGUGCGCUCUAUGUCAAAAACUCCAGAAGGGUCCACCGUAUCCCAAAACAGAGGACAAGCCAGAUAUCCGUCAAUGGGCCACGACUCCUCGAACAUUUCAGAACACGAAACCCCCCUACUCACAAAUGCCGGUCCAAGAAUUCGAUACCAUCGACUACCUCGGCGCCCUGGUGGUCGGCGUAAUCUUCAGUAUCUGUUGCUUCCUCUUCACAAUAUUCGUCAAUUUCUUCUGGAUCACGAAGUACGACAACAUUACCGUUUUUGAGAGGCUCGGCUCAAAAUACAACAUGCGUCUGGGCCCUCAUCGCGUAAAAGAGGUUCAAAGGACCAUCUAUCUGGAGGAGACUGAAGAUUGCGAUCGUCUCAGUCUGAAGGUUGACGAGGAUAGC